This is a messenger RNA of Rhodotorula toruloides NP11, 1923 nucleotides long. Its product is annotated as Cryptochrome DASH. The record is from RefSeq and is a predicted model, not a curated record. Gene Ontology annotation, molecular function: damaged DNA binding; deoxyribodipyrimidine photo-lyase activity; FAD binding. Bases 1 to 1923 code for a protein of 640 amino acids. Gene Ontology annotation, biological process: photoreactive repair. NCBI's taxonomy places the organism in Eukaryota, Fungi, Basidiomycota, Microbotryomycetes, Sporidiobolales, Sporidiobolaceae. The transcript is spliced from 10 exons.
AUGGGACGAAAGGUCGUGCUCACCCUGCAUCGCAACGAUCUCCGACUGCACGACAACGAGCUCCUGCAUGCAGCACACGACUCCUCACACAGCGACGUGACCCAUGUCCUGCCGCUCUACGUCUUUGACGAGCGAUUUGUCGAGCUCUCGGGUUUCCCAGGGUAUGACAGGGAGGGACCAGAGGCACGGACGCGGCUGUGCGGGUUCUGGAGGACAGGAGCAUUCAGGGCGCGGUUCCUGGUCGAAGGCGUGUACGAUAUGCGCACCUCGCUGCGACAGCGCGGAUCGGACCUUCUCCUGCGGUUCGGCAAGAUGGAGAAGGUCACGACCGAUGUUGUCAAGGCGUUGAUCGCGAACGGAGACGAGGUUCGCGAGGUCUUCUUGCAAAAGGAGUUCUACACGGAGGAGCUGGCGAUCGAGCGCAAGUUGCGGAAGGCUUUGCGGAAGGUCGGCGUCGAGCUGCGGACGUUCGACCAGGUGCCCCUCAUCCACGUCAACGACUUGCCCUUCGCACCCGAAGCCAUGCCCGACGUCUUCACCCCCUUCCGCAAGCGCAUCGAGAACCUGCCUCGCCUCGGUCGCCCUCCCUUCCCUAUCCCAUCACCCUUCAAGCCCUACCCUCGACCGCCAUCCGACUCGCAACCCUGGCCCGGCUACGGCGCACACAUCGAGCUCGAACACCGGGGGCUCGAGUACGUCCUGCACUGUCUCUUGCGGCCUUUGCAGGACACGUUCCAGCUGCGCGCUGGCAGCGAGGGCAAGAACCAGAAGAGCGCGUUCCCGUACGCGGGAGGGGAAACGCCCGCAGUCGAGCGGCUCGAGUGGUACUUCAAGGAGGGGAACCCGCCUCCUGUCGCGCGGUACAAGGAGACGAGGAACGGAUUGCUUGGUCACAGCUACAGUACCAAGUUGUCGCCCUUCCUCGCGUUCGGCUUCAUCUCGCCCAGGUUGAUCGUCAAGGCGCUCGACGAGUACGACGAGAAGUUCCGGUCGACGCAGAACACGUACUGGAUCCGGUUCGAGCUCUUGUGGCGCGACUACUUCCUCUACGCUGCUCGCAAAUUCGGCUCGAAACUCUUCACGCUCGGCGGCUUCGAGGAGCGCACAGACCCGAAACAAGCAGCGAUCAAGACGCAACCUGGGUGGUGGAAGCAGUGGGACCAGGACCAACCUCUCGUCGGACAGACCGACAAGGAGCAGCCUGCGGUGCGUUGGAUGCAGGGAAAGACGGGCGUGCCGUUCGUCGAUGCGAACAUGGCUGAGUUGCGGGAGUCUGGCUUCAUGUCGAACCGAGGUCGGCAGAACGUUGCGUCGUUCCUCACGAAGGACCUCCAGAUUGACUGGCGACUCGGUGCCGAGUUCUUCGAGAGUCACUUGAUAGACUACGAGCCGUCCAACAAUUGGGGCAACUGGGCGUACAUCGCCGGCGUCGGCAACGACCCUCGCGCGUCUCGGCAGUUCAACCCGGUCAAGCAGGGCAACGAUUACGAUCCCUACGGCGACUACGUCCGCACCUGGCUUCCGCAGCUCUCUGCCGUCCCGACGAACCGCAUCCAGUGCCCCUGGAUCCUCUCCGACGCCGACUUUAACAAGUACAUCCCGAAGGGCUCGUACCCCCGCAAGCCCGUCAUCGAGCAGCCAGGCUGGAAGGCGCACUACACCCGCCGCGGGCCGAGCAAGCAGGGCGUGCCGAACCGCAAUGAGCGCGCGAAGAACCUUGGACCGGUGAUUCUUGGUGCUGCGGCGGCGCGGGAGCAGGGGAAGAAGCCGAAUGGCGUCAGUACGGCGACGCAGACGGCGGGCAGCGAGGCGGACGGGUCGUCGAGGAGGCGCGAGACUAAGCUCAACGGUAUCGUGCGGGCCGAGGCGAAGCAGAACGGCAGCGGCGGCGGUGGAGUGUCGAAGGCGCGGUGCUUGGAGUAG